ACGACUCCUUCCCCUUCCUCAUCAUAUUUUCCCACAGUUUCCUCCAUGGUCCUUGGGACAAUAAAGAGAGGCGUGGAUUCGCGGUACGCGUAAGUAACGAAAUUUUAACGAGUGUUAAUCCGUGAAUGGCAAUUAUUAUUUAUACUUGUGCUGCGUGCAUUUUCAUCAUUAAUGUUUGUGAAACUUAAUGGAUCCAAAAAUCGGUUGGCUUCAACCUGAGCAGGAAGGACCAGCUAAAUUAUUUUGGACCAGGAUUUGGGACGCCCACUCGACCGAUAACCCGAAAGUUGUUCCGGAAAAUGGACUGCACAAAUCUCAGGAGUUGAACUCAUUAGACAGUGGUGAUAACAAUCUUAAACGGACCCCUGACAACAAUAAAAAUAAUUCUCUCUACUGUAACCGUGCCAGCACUUACGCAAUGAACAACCAUCACGCUUCGUACAUUGGCAAAUAUGGGGGUUGUCCUUGGCGGUCUUAUCAUCGGAAAUAUGAUCCGAGGGGUAUCAUCGGGUUACACCAUGAAGUAGAAGACUUCUACAAUUACAUGUCGCCCACUGAGGAGGAACACAAAAUUCGUUUUCGAACUGUGAAAAAAGUAGAAAAAAUUAUCAAAGAUCUAUGGCCCAAAGCCAAAGUUGAAGUCUUUGGAAGCUUUCGAACUGGCCUUUAUCUUCCUACUAGUGAUAUUGACCUGGUAGUCAUCGGAGAUUGGAAAGCUCUACCUUUGCACACACUCGAAGAUGCUCUACUAGAAAAUCGUAUCUGUGAUCCGGACUGUGUCAAAGUUCUUGACAAAGCAUCAGUCCCCAUAGUCAAAUUUACCGAUAGAAUUUCUGAUGUAAAAGUAGACAUCAGUUUUAAUAUGAGUAACGGUGUCCGAUCGGCGGAAUUGAUAAAGGAAUUCUGCCUUCAGUUCCCUGUUCUACCUAAACUUGUUCUGGUUCUCAAGCAAUUUCUCCUUCAGCGUGAUCUUAAUGAAGUCUUCUAUGGAGGCAUCUCAUCAUAUUCUCUUAUCUUAAUGUGCAUUAGUUUUCUACAGUUACAUCAAAGACAGCAUGCCUACAGUCCGAAUGUCAACCUUGGAGUGCUCCUUAUCGAAUUUUUUGAGCUGUACGGCAUGAAAUUCAACUACAUGCGAACUGCAAUUAGAGUGAAAGAUGGUGGAAGUUAUGUCUCUAAAGAAGAAAUUCAGCCGGACAUGAUAGAUGGGCACAGACCUUCAAUGCUGUGCAUUGAGGAUCCUCUUACGCCAGGUAAUGAUAUCGGAAGAGGUUCCUAUGGUGUCAUGCACGUUAAGCAGGCUUUCUCAUACGCAUACAUUACUCUUGUCCAGGCAGUCAACCCUUUCAAUGGUUUCAUCUGCAAUGCCAAUAAAAAUAGUAUUUUAGGACGUAUCAUCCGAGUCACGGACAAAGUAAUUGAUUACCGUGCAUGGAUCAGUCGAACAUUUCCUUUGUCAAGUUACUCUAAUUCGGUAAGCUCAGAUGAUAGUGAUAGUUCAGUCUCGACGCUUUCCAGUGAUUCCGACUAUGAAUUAAGUAAUGAUCACCACCCCAACGACAGGAGUUCAAAAUACAACAAUCACCAUCAUAAUUUACCGGACCGCAACGCUUCUAAUUCUGUGAAUUGGAAGAACUCUCCGCAGAAAUUUUCAAAUCAUCUUCAAGACAAAAUGGUGUUCCAUAAUCAAUUUCAUGUUGGCAAUAAUUUUAAGCAUCAUAAUGAUUGUAAUGUUAGCAAUAACAAUAAUAGUAAACAUUUUACAAAUCUUCAAAAUAAUACUUUCCGAAAUGGUCUCUCUUCUAGUAAGAAACGCUUCUCAUUGAGUGGGAUGCCCAAUCGACCGAAACAAAGGUAUCAAAAUGGAAUUUUAAGUUUUGAAAAUAUCCGGUAAUGAUGCUGAACUGAAGGCUUCCAAGGAUGUCCUUUCAAAUUGUUGGCCUCUUAUUAGUCCUUUUUGCAUUGUGAUAUAAUUUAAAAUGAAUAUACAUCAACUCCUCUCGGGGUUAAUUUAAGGUUUGUUUUUUUUAUUAUUGUAAUUAUUAGUUUAUUUUCAUUUUAAUUGUUGUGUAAAUAGGUGUACAAAGUUUUGAUUGAAGAACCGAUUUUGACUCGACCUCGUUUUAAUACCCAUUUUUUUCAUCUUUUCUGUUUUUCGAAGGCCUUUAUCUUUUGGGUUUUUCUUUCCUCUCCCUGUAGGUAUAACGCUGUAUUCGGUUUUUUUGUUUUAUAUCCCCAAUAUUUUUAUAUCAAAUGUGCCCGCUAAGUCCCAUACGGUGGCAGUUAGGUAAAUGGGCACAAACAGAGAUCAAGGUGCACUUUGAAAUGUUUGCAACCUUAAUGCUUCAAACUUUUACCAUCAUUUCAGGAAAUCGAUGUCAGGAAUUUAACUUUUUCUCUGUGAAAGCUGAACCCUUGUUUAUUAGAGGUCCUUUAUUAAAUCCGACAAUCAAUCCAACUUACAGUCUAUCCAAGAAGUCUAAUCCAUUCUUCCUUACAUUAUAUUCUUGCCUUCAGUUACAAUAUCUUGGGUUUUCUUCUCUUAAAAAUGGAUUUUUCAUCCAAUAGCUUUACCUAGGGUGUGAGUGUCCACUGCCACUAAAGGCUUAAGAAGUCAUCGACUAUUCCAAAGUUCUGACUUUGUCAAUGGUAGCUUAAAAUUGCUUAGCAGGUUUGGUCGAUUUUGAAAAUAUGCAUUUUCUUGCUUGUUACACCUUUUAUUUUUAGUUAAAGGCCUCAUCCUUUGAUCGUAUUGUAUCAGGAGAACGGUUGCCCUCAGCUUCUGGACGGCUGAUCCAGUUUGUACCCGUUCUUACAUUUAGAGGGCAAUUUUUUUAAUCCCCACCAAAAAAGUAUUGAAAUUUGAAAAAAUAAUUCACAAUAAAUCAAAGUUUCGAGAUUGGAAGAAAGCAGUUUUGAAGAAACGCAAAUCCAAGCAAUGCAACAUGUGUUCAUCCAUGUGUCCAAAAGUGGAGAAAAAUAAUCGUUCCAAUCAUGGCGGGGAUAAUUAUGACAAACUAGGUAUCCUUCUGUCUGCCUGUUUGAAGCCCAUCAAAUUAAAGAACAUGGUAUGGAAUCAAAAACUGAAUGGUGAUUAUUUUGUUUGAAUCCAUACUUCCCUUCCCCCCUUCCUUAUAUCAUUAUAAUUAGUGAAGAAACAGUCCAUGUUUUGUGUCUUGAGCAUUCUUCCAAGACCUUACUUCCACACUGCCAGUACUCUUUAUUUAUGUAUCCUUUAUUUAUUUAUUUAUUUACUUUUUGUUUCAUCUUUCCUUUCUUCCGAAACUUUUUUCCUCUUUAUACUUCCAGAAUGUGCCAGUGAUCCUGCCAAAAUUGACAGUGUGUGUAUCGGUUAUCUUGCUAUGUCAUAGAGGUAGCAUUCUGGGCAGUUCCAGGCCCUUCCCAUGUGUUUAAUUCUAUGUUGCAUAUCAUGUGACGUAAGACUGUUGGGAAAGUUGCUAAGAUUUAAUUGAUCGGUACUUUUUUAAUCAGCAGCAGUCCUCUAAAUUUUCAAGCUCAGCAUUCAUUCUUGUUCAAUUAUGUGAAGGAAGAGUUAAAGCUUGAUCAAAUUUGCAUCUUGUAGGUACUUCUUGUAUUCAUCGGAUUGUCGGUGAUACUACCAUUUUUAUGAAUUUUGAAAGGAGGGGAUGUUGUUAGGGACACCUGGCUCCCUUUUAACGUUUCCUUCUAAUUGUUGGUUUUUAUGUUUCCUUUGUAAUGCACAUACCAGGCUGUCAAUGUUUAUAGAACAAAUUUAAUUUGUCAUCUAGGUGAAACUUCUGAAUUUUGUGAAGUAACGUCACAGAAAGAAAGGCAUUUCAGUGGUGUGACCAUGAAAUCAUGUAUCUUCAUCUCGGUGUUUCAAAAUUUCUUUGUUCAAAAUUUCAGUCCUAGUUUUUCUUCGAGAGAAUUAAUGGAUCCUUUGUUCUGAAAUCUUCAUAAAAUAAUCUCAAAUUUACCCAAAAAUUUGCACUAAAACAUUUAGCAGUCAUCCUCCGAAGAAAUAGGAAAUCUGCAAUGCUGCAAACUGUGUUAUGUGGUUUUGUAGUUUCAUCAUAAAAAUCGUGUAACUGGUGAGGGCUAUUAUUAGGCUGAUAGUGAAGUGGCCAUGUAUGUUUUCUAAUACCAAUCAUGUUUUUGGAUUGAUCUCUUCUUGGAAAACUCACUGCAUAGCGUCCAGGCAUAUCAUAUCAUUGUGACUUAAAUCAGAAUUCUGCAAUAGUGUAAAGUGUCAGUCAUUGUAAAUUAAACCCUAGGAAUUAGAACCUGCAUUGACUUUUUUGUCGUGAAAAGAACCAGAGCUAACAACGUGGAACAAAGCUCCAAACCCUCCUGUAUACUCUUGCCCAUGCUGAUGUUAACAUCAACAUAGAUCAAAUGAGCUUUAUAGCUUGUGAGAAACAAUUGAUUGUGGUGAAGUGAAAUUAAUCAUUACAACUCCUAGGUAAUACAAUAAAAUCUAGUUUUGAGAAAACAAAUUUGGUUACCCUCUUCCUCUGUUCCAUGGUUGAGAAGCGUACAGACCUGAAAUUUGACAUAAUUUCUCUGAAAAAAUUGCCAAUGAAACUGUUGAUCAAAGGAAGAAUCAUAACUGGCAUUGACAGCCCUCAUGUCUGUUUUUUUUCUUGACCAUUUCAUCAUAUGAAUAACAUAAUUAUUUCGCAAAAAUCAAGGUUAUAAUGUGAAUCAUCUGAAGAAACUAAUCAUUUGUAUGUAGAUCAUUUGCAAGGCUUAGAUUUACCUGUAGCUGUAAUUUGUGGCCAUGUGUGGCAAAACUGAUGAUCUUACAAGGGAAGGUCCUGUAGAGGCCUGCCUAAAUUUUGAUCAAGUAUGGCCAAAAGUCUCCUUAUACAAAACAAUGAGACCCGUAUGUCAUCGUUUUUUCAAACAGGCCUGUAAAGGGCGAAAAACUUUAAAAAAAAUAGCAUAGAAGGCAGCUUUUUGAAAUGGUAAAAUCCGCGUUUUUUAGUCCGCGUUUCAGUGCUGAAACAGUGUAGUGGUUCACAUUGUUACGCUCUGACCAAGAGGUCCACGGUCCCAUUCCCAGCGUUCUGACCUAGGCUUUAUCGUUUUUUAUUGCUCUGAUUGAUUUUCUCUUACUUUCUUCCAACUGCGUAUCUAAUUAACCUUUUUUUUUUAAUACCUACACAGUUACUAUUGAUCAUUUUAUAACUAAUAAUGAUGCUGUCUAUGAAAAAAUGGGGGGAAAGUGUAUCUUCAUCAAAUAACCAUCGUGUUGUCACUGUCUAUACUUCUGUAAUUAUGUUUACGGAUUGAACCAGCAAGUGAUCCAUCAGAGCGAUAAAGAGAGAGAGAGGGGAAAAAAUAUGGAAGAACGUUUUAUUGUAAACACUUGGAAUGCUACACAGUGCUUAUUUGAUCAAUAAUAAUGGUCAAUUUAUUAUGUGGAUGGACAUUUUUUAUUGCACAAGUAUGUGCAAAUGAAGUUAUGCAUGCAGCUGGAAGUAAGUAAGAAAAAAAUCGAGCAAAACAAUCACAGAAACUGUUAAAAAUUAUAUCAGAACAUCGGGAAUCAAAUCAGAGUCAUGAUGAUCAGAGCGUAACAGUCAAAGCUACUUAUCUACUUCAGCGCUGAAAUGUAUACAGCAAUAUUUUGCCACUUUAGCAAGCGGCUCUCUUUGCCAAUUUUUUAAAAAAAAAAUUGAGUUUCCUGAAUCCCAGUGAAAACUACGAAAAAAGGGUCUUUUUAAUUUUGUGUGAAGAAACUUCUGGGUAUGCUUGAAUCAAAAUCUAGGUGGAACACUCUGUGACCUUCCCUCGUUGACCAACAUCAUCAAGGGAACAAUGAUUGUCAAAUAUAUCGCAAGCAAUGGGGAAAAAAUAUUUUCUCCUUUGUUUUCUCCAAAAAUUAAUCUUCAUUUACACCUCUAUAGCUCUGAGUUCAAAAUGUACAUCUGAUCUUUUUUAAAGGUAUGUUUUUCAAAAUUAGUCCUCAAAAUCUUUCAGGAGCAUUCUAUUUUUCUGUGCAAGUAGGUCUAAUUCCUUCUCAGUGUAUCUUUGGAAAAAAAUUAUUUGUAGAGUUGCAGUGAAAGAGUAACUUUCGUCGAAUAUUUUCAACGAUGUCUCUUAUUGUUUUGCCGGUAAUACUACAUUUUUUACUCACCUGAGCUGAUUAUUAGGCUGCAAGAAAAUAUUUUUACAAGUACCAUCUCCCCCAGUUAAUGGCUGUUAGCCUCUCAUUACAUUUGGCUCAUUGUCUCAUUCAAAAUUCCAAGUUGAUGAAGCAAUAAAUCUUUUUAAAUUUGUUUAAAUUUACAAAAGAAUGAGUGGUAUCUGAAAAUAGUUUGUAUGAGAUUAAGUCAUGAAAUGCAUGAAAAAAAAACAAAAAAACAAUCAUAACUCAACUCUAUCACUGUGUAGAAAUUUUGAAUCAUUCAUUUAGUCGUGGCGGAGUGAUGAUAUUGCCCUAAAGUUAUUUCUUGUUCAAGCUUUUUCUCUACCUCCUCUGAAAUUGCAUUUUUCUGGUUUAAAUUUGACUAAAAAUUAUAAUUCAGUUGCCAUUAUCCUGUCCAAGUACAGGGCAUCUCAUUUUAUUGCUCUUGAAGUCAUUUUAAACAUUGUGAUCUAAUACAUUUUUAAGGACGCCAAACUUUUUUGUUCAAAAGAAUGCUGGAAAAGCCAGCCGUGGAAAACACCAACAGAGUUUGUGUCUUUCAUGAAGGCCUAAACUUUAUUUUAAAUGUAGUUUUAAAAAAAUACACCAUUGCAUUUUACUGUGUUAAACUUGGAGCCAGGACCUUAAUUUAGUGUUUCUUUCUCCCUACGUAGUUAGCCUCCCAUUGAAUCCUUCCCUCUUCACACCACCACCACCCUCGUCGAUUUUUUUCUCAGUAGCCGGUGAUUUCCUUCUUCCCAAUUUUCCCCUGGAUCUAUUCCUGCAACUUAUGAAGAAACAGUCUCCUCUUUUAACGUUGCUUUUCAGCUUUAAUGUCAGAUUUUAUUUUUAUUUUUAUUCUAAGACAUGAAAGUUUUGAAAGGUGCUUUCUCCUGUCUUAUCCUUUUUUUGGCUGAUUCCGAUUCAGUUCUUAAGCAUCCAAUUUCAAAUUCAACUCCGUGUAAAGUAUUGAUCAUGGUAUGUAUCUUAAUGCUCUGUUACUAGGAGCAGAUUUGUGUUAUUUUCAGCCCUCUACCCCACACGAGGUUAAAAAUUGAGGUCAAAGAAUUAUUUUCUAAUUUAGUUGUUGUUCGUAAUGACUGUACAUUUUUCAUUUCAUUAAGUGAGUCAUGAAUUGAUAUUCUUGGCUUUCAUCACUCUUGUAAUGAGCCUGUGUCUCUUACCAUUUUGCUCGUUCUACUUUGAUUUUUUCCACUCAUAUGGUAAACUUAUUUUCCGUCUUUUUCUCUCAUGAUUGGCAUUUUUUAAAAAAACUUUGAGUAAUGUUUACCAUUGGCUCCUAGCCGUAAAAAGAAAAUGUUUAGUUUUACGAUGUCAUUAAAAGCCUGAUCAAUGAUCCUCUUGGUAAUUGAAUUUGAUUAUUUUUGUCCAGUUCAAUUGUAAUUUAUUUAUUUUCAAUAAAUCCUAUGGAUAAAAAGUCUUAAUUGCGGAACUUUACUUAUUUAGGGAAUAAAAUGUUGAUUCUUUUCCAUGUCUUUUCAAUGUGUAGAAUACCUACAAAAUAAAGGAAAAUGCUAAAUACAUCUUAACAAUUCCAGAGACUGAUUCCUAAUCACACCGGUUCCAAUAAGAAAAUUAAGCCAUCAAAAUUUUUUAUGGAUUAAUCAUUGAAAAUUUCUCCAAUAAACAAGUGGAAUUUUGUUUUCAGAUAUUUGAAUCCGUACUUCCAGCCUCAACAUUUUAUGUAGAGAUCUCGAGUUACUUUAGCUCACAACCUGAGAUAAAUUUGUCUAUAACAGCAUAUACACGGUGAAACUGAAAAAAGCGUAUCUUGGACUGCUAUGCUGCAGACUUCCUUUCAUACUUUAUUUUCUUGAUGGAAAUAUGGUUACUACCAUUUCUUGAAAACUUCCAUGAUUUUUUUUCCUGCGUGAAGAAUAUUCCAUGGAAAGUUUAAGCAAUACUAUCGUUUCGUUCCCUCUAAUAAAAUGAAAUAGGAAUGGAAAUUUUAAAACACCGCAAACAGGCUAUGCGUUCUGGCAGUUUCACUAAGGUCAUGCAUGAUGCCAUUACAAAACCUAAGUAUUUAUAUUCCCCUUGCCCCCACUAAAAGUAAUGCCCUUUUAUUUUUCCUGCUAACAAGCAUAGGUCUUAAUUUCUAUGUGUUUCCAAGAAUUCUCAUAUAGUUUCCAUUAUAAUGUCCCAUAAUGAAGUUUCCAAACUACAAAAAAUCAAUCUCGAAGCAUUUAAUUAUUGUUAAACGCAAUGGCCCUAGGCCAAAAGUAUUUUUGGUUUUUUUCCUGGCAGUUUUUAUCUGUCAAGAAGAUGCAGUUAGUAAAAAAAAUCCCCACCCUCAUCCACAGUGAGAAUGUUUAGAAUUUACUCAAGCGAAAUCUUCCUAAUCUCGUAAGGUAUUACAUGUGUUUGGAAAAACCUGUCGAUUUUUAAACGUUUUAGAUGUCUUUCUUGAAAAUCUGAUCUGUAUGUUUCAGUUUAAAGAAAUCACUUUAGGGGAAGGAAAA
Messenger RNA from Bemisia tabaci, 8598 nucleotides. RefSeq names its product terminal nucleotidyltransferase 4B. Gene Ontology annotation, cellular component: nucleolus; TRAMP complex. Gene Ontology annotation, molecular function: poly(A) RNA polymerase activity; mRNA binding. The record is from RefSeq and is a predicted model, not a curated record. Gene Ontology annotation, biological process: RNA 3'-end processing; polyadenylation-dependent ncRNA catabolic process. NCBI's taxonomy places the organism in Eukaryota, Metazoa, Arthropoda, Insecta, Hemiptera, Aleyrodidae.